This is a messenger RNA of Hydra vulgaris (swiftwater hydra), 2173 nucleotides long. The record is from RefSeq and is a predicted model, not a curated record. NCBI's taxonomy places the organism in Eukaryota, Metazoa, Cnidaria, Hydrozoa, Anthoathecata, Hydridae.
GUCUCACUAUAAACAUAAUCUGAUUUGAUAUACCGAUUUUGGAAGAUUAAAAAAAAUAAAAAAAUAAAAAUUGGAUUUUAAUAGAGUUAUUUAUCUAUUACAAUUGUUAGAAUUAAGUAACAACAGAUGAUGACGAUACUGAUUUUGAUCCAAAUUAUAAAGAAGAAAGUCCAGAUUCUGAAGACUCUAACUCAAAGGGACAUCAAAGAGACUCAAGUGGCCUUCAAAGAAAUGAAGAUAAUGAGCUUGGAGAUGACCCAGACGAGCCACCACCAAAAAGAGCGAAACAUCCUGGACGUAAAAAAAUGAGAAGAUUCAACGUAUGGAAAAGAAACAUUUCUCAUAAAAAAUGCAAUGAAGGUGAAUCUUAUGUCGAUAAAAAAGGUAUCCACCAUGAAAAGAAGCAAGUAAGAGAAUGUAUUCAUAAUUGUAGGUUUAAGUGCAAUGACAGAGUCAGUGAACAAGAAAGGCAAAACAUUUUCAAACAAUAUUGGGAACUUGGAAGCUGGGAGCUCCAAUCUGCCUCUCUAAAUUCAUCAAUCAAAGUAAAAGAACCUCGAAGGAAGAAAAAAACCGGACCACGAUCAAAAACUUUGAGUUGCCAAUUUUUUUUCCUUGACAAGAGAGUUUGCAAAAAAUUCUUUCUCUGUACUCUUAAUGUAACUAACAAACAAGUGACAAAUGUAAUUGAUAAAAAGAAGAAUUCUACCACUGGAAUUGCUCCUAGGGACAAAAGAGGACACAAAGUUCCUGGAAAUAAGAUUUGUGAAGAGAAAAUUGAAUUUGUGAAAGAGCAUAUUCGUACUUUUCCAAAAUACACAAGCCAUUACUCUCGCACCAUUACACAUGCUCCAAAUAGGAAGUACCUAAGUUCCAAUUUGAACAUCAAAAAGUUGUACAACCUCUACAAAGAAAGCUGCAUUGAACAUGCAGUAGAGCCAGUGAAAGAAAGCUACUAUCGUAAUAUCUUUAAUAUUGAAUUUAACCUGAGCUUUCACAAACCGCAAACUUACACUUGCAUCACAUGUGACAGACUUCAGAACACGAUUGAUAAUGGGCCGCCAGAUGAACAAAACAAUGCUGUUAUACAAAAGGAGUUACAUCUGCGGAAAGCAGAUUUGGCAAGGCAACAAAUAACGGACGCUAAAGAAGCUGUUAAAGAUGAUGCAAGUCAAUUAGUGAUUUGUUUUGACCUGCAAAAGAUGUUACCGUCUCCAGUUUUGACUUGCUCAAAGGUUUACUAUUCACGGCAAUUGUGGACUUACAAUUUUUGUGUACACAAUUUGGGAAAUGACAAUGCCAGCAUGUUCAUGUGGCAUGAAGCCCAGGCCACUAGGGGUUGUGAGGAGAUGCUUUCUUGCCUAUUGCGACUUGUGAGUACACUGCCAACAAGAGUAAAGAAAAUUACAAUGUUUAGUGAUAAUGCAGGUGGGCAGAAUAAAAGCCGCUUCACGGUAAAGUUUUGGAUGUACAUAGUACGUACUACACACAUCGAAGAGGUGGACCACAAGUACCUAUUAUCUGGCCACUCGUUUAAUGAUUGUGACAGAAAUUUUGGUACUAUUGAAAGAGCCCGCAGGAAUAUUGGAACAGGAAUAUUUGUGCCAGAGCACUGGAUGGAUGUAACUGCUAAAUCUUCCAAGAGAUUUUUAGUAGUUAACAUGAAAGAUCAGGAUUUUAUUUCUUUGCAGCCUUUGGAAGAUCAUUAUGUUAAAGCAGUAACAGGUAUUCGUUGUAUGCAAUGGUUAAAGUUUAAGAAGUCAGAUCCUGACACACUCUUCUACAAGACAACUUUCAAUACGGAUAUGCCUUUCUCUAAGUAAAACAUGAAGCCUAAAGAGGUUCCAACUCAACGAGUUCCACGACAACUAUCUGCCAAGAAUGCUGCACCAGGAAUAAAAGCAAGCAAGUACAAAGACUUGAAGAACUUGCUUCAGUUUAUCCCACCACAAUACCAUGCCUUCUACAAGUUUUUGCCAGUUCAGCGGGUACGGCAACAACCUCGAAGGGGAGCGCCAGUGCCAACCAAUGAUGAUGUUGGUGAAAUCGAAGAAGAAGAUGGACCCGAAGAUGUUUUGGAAAGUGACUCUGACAUUGAAUAGUUAAUUUGGACAAUGUAGCAACUCUCAGAAGUUUUUUCAUGUAUAUUAAAGUUGUUUUUUCACUCUCUUUA